AUGAGAGUACUAGAAUCCAUUCUCGGCCUUUCGGCCUGCGCUGGGGGAGCGCUUGGAGCCCUGCAGCAGGUUACUGGCUUCGGCACGAACCCAACUGGCGUACAGAUGUACAUCUCCGUGCCGGCGAAGGUGGCUACGAACCCCGCCAUCAUUGUUGCUCUACAUCCUUGCGGCGGAACUGCUUCCCAAUGGUACAGCGGCACUAAGUUGCCAUCGUAUUCGGAAAGCAAUGGAUUCAUCCUUAUCUACCCCCAGACGACGAAAUACUCCAACUGCUGGGAUGUCAACAACGCCGGAUCUCUUACCCACGGCGGCAACGGGGACGCUCUCGGUAUUGUCAGCAUGGUCAAUUACACACUCAACAAGUACAACGGCGACAAGUCCAAGGUCUUUGUUAUGGGCGGAUCUUCCGGUGCAAUGAUGACCAAUGUCAUGGUGGGCUCCUACCCCGAUGUAUUCGCAGCUGGUGCAGCGUACUCCGGCGUCGCAUUCGGCUGCUUCGCGGGCUCGAAGAGCGACCCCACGCCCUUUGGCGCGAACCAAACCUGUGCGCAAGGUCUUACCCAUACCGCGGACGACUGGGCUAAGUUCGUCUUGAAUGCCUACCCUGGCUACACCGGAAAGAGGCCUCGCUUCUUGGUUGCUCACGGUCUCUCCGACACCCUCGUCCGUCCCCAGUGCGCCUACGAGCAGCUCAAGCAAUGGUCCAAAGUCCUCGGAGUUACGAACACAGCAAACCAGACUGGAAGUGGCGUGGACGAGGGCUCACAGUACACGAAGAUGGUCUAUGGCGACACUAACCAAUUGGUGGGAUACCUUGGACAAGGUGUAGGUCACAUUGCACCGCCAGUGGAGCCUGUAUUGCUCAAGUUCUUCGGCAUCACAUCGUAAAUAUUGCAAUCAGCAUGUACAUAGCUAUAGUCAGUUCGGGUUAGACUGAGUGAGCAGAUCAAAAUUCCGAACCGCC
Paraphaeosphaeria sporulosa is the source of this 967-nucleotide messenger RNA. RefSeq names its product alpha/beta-hydrolase. NCBI's taxonomy places the organism in Eukaryota, Fungi, Ascomycota, Dothideomycetes, Pleosporales, Didymosphaeriaceae. Gene Ontology annotation, cellular component: extracellular region. The record is from RefSeq and is a predicted model, not a curated record. Gene Ontology annotation, molecular function: hydrolase activity. The coding region runs from base 1 to 891 and encodes 296 amino acids. The transcript is spliced from 2 exons.